Molecule: messenger RNA, 4606 nt
Organism: Oryzias latipes (Japanese medaka)
Lineage: Eukaryota; Metazoa; Chordata; Actinopteri; Beloniformes; Adrianichthyidae
Gene: aclyb
Product: ATP citrate lyase b
Biological process (GO): citrate metabolic process; acetyl-CoA biosynthetic process; fatty acid biosynthetic process
Cellular component (GO): cytosol
Molecular function (GO): ATP citrate synthase activity
Source: RefSeq, a predicted model, not a curated record
CGACGUGUAAUCGGUCGCCAGACUAUGGUGCGACAGGAGGAGAGAGACUGCCGAGGCGUUUGACAGAAAACCACUCCAGUAUAAAUCUUGUAACUCCUAAACCGUCCUAUUUCUGGACACGGACGACCCUUUGCUUCAAGAAGGCGUUAUCACUGACAAGGUACUGUCCUCAGCGCUGCGAUGUCUGCAAAAGCCAUAUCGGAACAGACGGGGAAAGAGUUUCUAUACAAGCACAUCAACACCUCGGCAGCUGUGCAGAACCGCUUUCGCUAUGCGACUGUAACUGCUGAGACAGACUGGGACCGCCUCACUCAGGAGCACCAAUGGCUGCUGACCCAACGGCUGGUGGUGAAGCCAGAUCAGCUGAUCAAGCGGCGUGGGAAGCUCGGCCUUGUUGGCAUCAACCUGGACCUGCAGGGGGUCAAAGACUGGGUCAAAUCUCACCUUAUGAAAGACACCACUGUGGGAAGGGCUAAAGGUGUCCUGAAGAACUUUCUCAUUGAGCCUUUUGUGCCACAUAAACAGGAGGAGGAGUUUUACGUGUGCAUUUACGCCGUGCGCGAGGGCGACAUCGUGCUUUUCCACCAUGAGGGAGGAGUGGAAGUGGGUGACGUGGACGCCAAGGCGCAGAAGCUAACGGUUGCAGUGAAUGAGAAGAUCAGUGAGGAGCAGGUCAAAGAGCAGCUCCUCUCCUAUGUUCCUGAAGACAAGAAGGGAGUGUUGGCCAGUUUUAUUGUUGGACUCUUCAAUUUGUAUGAAGACCUUUACUUCACCUACCUGGAGAUCAACCCGCUCGUCGUCACUACGGAUGGAGUGUACGUCCUCGACAUGGCAGCAAAAAUAGAUGCCACCGCAGAUUUCAUUUGCAAGUCCAAGUGGGGUGAUGUGGAGUUUCCCCCUCCGUUUGGCAGAGAGGCAUACCCGGAGGAAGCCUACAUAGCAGAUCUGGAUGCAAAGAGCGGUGCCAGUCUGAAGCUCACCCUGCUGAAUCCACAAGGCCGGAUCUGGACCAUGGUGGCCGGAGGAGGAGCAUCAGUGGUUUACAGUGACACCAUCUGCGAUCUGGGUGGGGUGGAUGAGCUGGCCAAUUAUGGAGAGUACUCCGGAGCACCCAGUGAACAGCAGACCUAUGACUACGCAAAAACCAUCCUCUCUCUCAUGACUCGGGAGAAACACCCUCAAGGGAAAGUGUUGAUCAUUGGAGGGAGUAUUGCAAACUUCACAAACGUUGCAGCCACAUUUAAGGGCAUUGUCAGGGCCAUUAAAGAUAAUCAGGAGCCUCUGAAAGAGCAUGAGGUGAAAAUAUUUGUUCGACGUGGUGGACCCAACUACCAGGAGGGCCUAAGAGUGAUGGGGGAAGUGGGGAAGACGACGGGCAUUCCAAUCCAUGUGUUUGGAACAGAGACCCACAUGACCGCCAUCGUUGGGAUGGCUAUGGGACAUAGGCCCAUCCCGAACUUGCCUCCUAUGGCUGCUCACACCGCCAACUUCCUGCUCAAUGCUAGCAACAACACUGUGACUCCGGCUAACACAAGAACUGCUUCCUUCUCCGAGCCCAAGACGCCCAACGAUGUGAGCCCUGCAAAAAAGUCCAAAGCAGGUCUUCCAGCAGACCAUCUUCAUUCUAUCCUGUGGCCUCUGAAGAAUGUGGUCACAGGAGAUUGGAAAGAAGCCCAAGCCUCUUCUAGCUGCAGCGGAGGUAUGGAAGCCAAGGCAACCACACUGUUCAGCAAGCACACCAAGGCCAUCGUCUGGGGCAUGCAGACCCGCGCCGUGCAGGGCAUGCUGGAUUUUGACUACGUCUGCUCUCGGGAGGAACCCUCUGUGGCUGCUAUGGUGUACCCUUUCACUGGAGAUCACAAGCAGAAGUUCUAUUGGGGUCACAAAGAGAUCCUCCUGCCAGUCUACAAAAACAUGGCGGAUGCCAUGAAGAAGCACCCACAGGUGGACGUCAUGAUCAGCUUUGCUUCGCUGCGCUCGGCCUUCGACAGCACAGUGGAGGCUAUGCAGUAUCCACAGAUCCACACCAUUGCUAUCAUAGCUGAGGGCAUUCCCGAGGCUCAUACCAGGAAGAUGAUCAAGAUGGCCGACGAGAAAGGAGUAACUAUCAUCGGUCCUGCCACGGUUGGUGGCAUCAAGCCGGGCUGUUUUAAGAUCGGAAACACGGGUGGGAUGCUGGACAACAUUUUGGCGUCUAAACUGUACCGACCCGGAAGCGUGGCUUACGUGUCGCGAUCUGGAGGCAUGUCCAACGAGCUGAACAACAUCAUCUCACGCACUACAGACGGCGUCUACGAAGGUGUGGCCAUUGGAGGUGACAGAUAUCCAGGCUCCACCUUUAUGGACCAUGUGCUGCGAUACCAGGACACCCCAGGGAUUAAGAUGAUUGUGGUGCUGGGAGAGAUUGGAGGGACUGAUGAAUACAAAAUCUGCCAAGGCAUCAAAGAGGGCCGGAUUACCAAGCCUGUGGUGUGCUGGUGUAUUGGAACCUGCGCCACCAUGUUUGCUUCAGAGGUUCAGUUCGGUCAUGCAGGAGCUUGUGCCAACCAGGCGUCCGAAACUGCAAUGGCCAAGAACCAGGCUCUGAGGGACGCCGGUGCUUACGUGCCCAAGAGCUUCGAUGAGCUGGGAGAUCUCAUCAGAACCGUUUAUGAUGAACUGGUGGCCAACGGUACCAUCGUUCCAGCCCAGGAGGUUCCUCCACCUACAGUACCCAUGGAUUAUUCCUGGGCUAGGGAGUUGGGUCUGAUUCGUAAACCCGCUUCAUUCAUGACGAGCAUCUGUGAUGAGCGAGGACAGGAGCUCAUAUACGCUGGCAUGGCCAUCACUGAGGUCUUCAAAGAGGAGAUGGGUAUAGGAGGAGUUCUGGGCUUGCUGUGGUUCCAGCGAAGGUUACCACGCUAUGCCUGCCAAUUCAUCGAGAUGUGUCUGAUGGUGACGGCUGACCACGGGCCUGCCGUCUCUGGCGCUCACAACACCAUCGUCUGUGCUCGCGCUGGCAAAGACCUGAUCUCCAGCCUCACCUCCGGGCUGCUCACCAUUGGAGACCGCUUUGGAGGUGCUCUGGAUGCUGCUGCAAAGCAGUUCAGCAAAGCGUUUGACAGCGGCAUGCUGCCCAUGGACUUCGUCAACAAGAUGAAGAAGGAUGGGAAGCUGAUCAUGGGCAUUGGACACCGAGUCAAAUCAAUCAACAAUCCAGACAUGCGGGUGCAGAUCCUGAAGGACUUUGUGAAGCAGCAUUUCCCCUCCACACAGCUGUUGGACUACGCCCUUGAUGUGGAGAAGAUCACCACCUCCAAGAAACCAAACCUGAUCCUAAAUGUAGACGGUUUUAUUGGCGUUUCCUUUGUGGACCUGCUUCGAACAUGCGGAGGCUUCACACGAGACGAGGCUGACGAGUUUGUGGAAAUUGGCGCUCUGAAUGGGAUCUUUGUCCUUGGUCGUAGCAUGGGCUUCAUUGGACAUUACCUGGACCAGAAAAGGCUGAAGCAGGGUCUCUACCGCCACCCAUGGGACGACAUCUCUUAUGUGCUUCCUGAACACAUGUCCAUGUAAAGUCUAGCAUGGCAGAACGGUGGCAGCAUCGCCUGAACUGGACAUGGUUAACUGAGGCACACGGUUGGAGGCGAACCGAAGGAUAGUUUUCUGUCUAAAGUUACAGAGGAAAAAAGGGGAAGUCGAUUUUUUUUAGGUGUAGUUUAAACGCGAACUGUUGAAAAACAUAGAAAUAUAACUUAUUUAGUGUUGAGUAAAGAGCCAAACCAAUGCGGGAACUGCAGCAUCGUGACGUAAGUUUGCCCAGAUACCUUUAUGUGUUUGAAUGACAGCGGGAUUCAAAAGCAUAUCCAUCCUGUAACUGUCGGUAAAAAUAAAAGAAGAAGCUCUUAUUGUGAAAUCUAGGCUCCACAGCAGUAGACUUUUGUAUUACCUGCUGCUGAAUAUUAACAAUGACUUACUAUGAGCAACAUUUGUUUGUUGUCACAUGAAACUUCUUGACGUUUCUGGCUUUUUGUGCUAAUCUUUAAGCAUGUUUAGAUCUAUGUUUGAAGUUUUUUUUGUUUUUUUUAAGUCUUUUAGAUUUUAUUUGGAAAUUUCUGACUUAAAGAAAUGGUCUUCAGAGGGAUUUAAACAUUUUCCAAGUGGAUUUUCAGAAAUUUUACUUUAUAAAAAAAUGUAUAAUAAUAAACUAUGUCUUUGUGUCAUGAUUCUGGUUACACAAAACAGUUAAUUCCAUUGGAGGAGUCCUUUUGCUCAAAGUCAUGCAAAAUCAUUUGUGUACUCUUUCUGGUUUUAUUUUGUGAGGAAACAGAAGGAAAUGCUUAAUGAAUGAGUUCUGUGAAUCUUCUGUUGAGGGACCAUGCAAGCAGUUUUGCUGUCCUCGUGGUUGUGUGUGUGUGGGGGUGGGGGUGGUAUUGCACAAUAAACAGACCAGGACAGUUGCAUGACGAAUUUUACCAGCUUUAACAUAAAUCAUCACCACCAUAACAGUUUGCACCUGCUCAUGUAACGCCUGCUGUUUGAUCUUUGUUUCGCUGUUUUUAUUUAAUUGUGAAAAAAUGCUUUGUUUUUGUAAACGGCACAAAAAUAAAGAUUAUUUUACUUUUCA